Molecule: messenger RNA, 1425 nt
Organism: Naumovozyma castellii
Lineage: Eukaryota; Fungi; Ascomycota; Saccharomycetes; Saccharomycetales; Saccharomycetaceae
Gene: TOS2
Product: Tos2p
Exons: 1
Coding region: 1-1425 (474 amino acids)
Source: RefSeq, a predicted model, not a curated record
AUGCAGAAACGAAGUAAAAUAUCCAAAAGCACGACUAUUGGUUUGGCAGUCGGAAUAUCAUUAGGUGUAACGUUUGUGGUCUGUUUAUCUAUUAUUAUAUUGUAUAUUUACAGGCGACAUAGAGAACAAUCCAAAGGGGGGAAUAAUGCAAAGAGCAGUGAUAGUGAAAAUCAUUUGUUGGACGAGAAGAUCCACAUUCGUAAAUCAAUUCAUUUACCAGAUUCCAACGAUCAUAUGAACACCAUUAAAAAGAUCGAAUACAACUACCAGGAGAACAUAACAAUGCUUACAAAUGAUUCCUCCGUCAAUGACACUACUUUAUCGAAUUCAAGCAAGCAUUCACUUACAAAUUAUAAGGACGAUUCAAAUGCUAAAAAGGGCAAUUUAUCUGCGGGAUUGAUACCUACACCCAUUAUAGAGAAAUUUGAUUUUGAGAAGAAUAGUACAACGAGUCUAGUGUCUCCUGGGUUUCAAGAAAAAGAUUUAGAAGAUGACGAUGACGAAAAUGUUGAAAGAUUAGCAAGCAUUUACAAUUGCUACCUUAAUAGUCGUGGAUCAUCUUUCCAAUCAACCAUCAGCCACAGCACCACUGUUGGCAGUGAAGGUCUUGGAGAUACUAAUAAUACAUCAUUAUCUGUAUCAACAUCUAGCGAUGAAGGACAAAACACACAUUCUAUAGCAAGUCCAUUUGACACCACUAUAAUGUCAACUGACUCGGUCUCCAUACAGGUCGCCACCUCUGUCUUGCCUACUCUCAAGACCAAAGACACGUCAUCCACAGAGUAUUGGUCUGCAUCUUCCGAACUUCCCUCCACUGAUGUAUCACCCACGGUUAGUACUGCACUAGUACCCUUCGAGAAGGCCUACCAACCAAGCAAGUCAUUAGUUACCCAAUAUAACCAUCCUCAACUCAAGAUGCACCCACAAACAUUAGAAGAUAUUAAUGCUCUACCGACACCGACUCAAUUGGCAUACUCUGCAUCACAUUCCUUAACCUCUUUCAAGAAACAACCUUUCAAGAAUUACAAGAUGGCGAUGCAAUCCGCCCUACAGAACGGUACACUACCCAAUCCGAUGGAUAAUCCCGACAUGUUCUACAUAAAUACGCACGAGGGACCCUUAAUGAAGAAAGUGUGGAUCCCACAACCGCAUCAUUUACGAAAAAGUAUUGUCAUGACUGACCCGAACGUGCUUUCCAAGGAUAGAACCUUUAAGCCAGCAGGGUCAGUUCGAAUAAUCCAAGAACAUGCUAAUACUCAAUUAGCCGAGAGUGCUUCUGAUAAUCCUAUGAGGGUUUCUGAAUUAUUAGAUAGUGCGGACAUGGCACAUACCGGAAGUGUUGGAGGGAUCCUACCUGUGAGCAAUUCGAACGAUGGCUUGCGGAGGGAGCUGGGUACUUCUCAUAAUUAUAACAUUUUUAUAUAG